UAAAAAAAAAACAUUUAUUUCUUAUACAAGACUUUGUGUGAGGAUGAAUUCCUCCAUUUUGAUUACAGUGUUUGUUCACCUUUGUUGGCUUUCACUUUUUUUGUCAAGUUUGGGUGUUUGCAGAGAGACCAUGUGCAUCGGAAGUGAGAGAGAGACAUUGUUGAAGUUGAAGGAUGAUCUCACAGAUCUUACAAACAGGCUUUCUUCUUGGAAUGCUACUUCAAAUCCCAAUUGUUGCCACUGGGAUGGAGUUGUCUGCAACAACAUUACAUCUCACGUUGUAGAGCUUCACCUUUAUACUCCACUUCUCGAUGAGGGCUUUGGUUAUGCAUUCCAUGAAGCUUAUGCACAAGCACAAGAAGAGUUUACUGCAUCUCAAUUUGGUGGAGAAAUAAAUCCUUGUUUGGUGGAUUUGAAGCAUUUGAAUUACUUGGACUUGAGCCAGAACCGUUUUGAAAGUAUGCCAAUUCCUUAUUUCCUUGCAACAAUGACUUCCUUAACUUAUCUCAACCUUUCUUGUGCUGGAUUCAUGGGGGACAUUCCUCCUCAGAUUGGGAAUCUCUCUAAUUUGCUCUAUCUUGAUUUGAGUUAUGUCACCGGGGGAACAGUUCCUUCUCAGGUGGGAAAUCUUUCCAAUUUGAUUUACCUUGGCCUUACGGAUGUGUUUAUUGAAAAUAUUGAUUGGCUAUCAAAUCUUUCAAAACUUAAAUAUCUUCAUUUGGAACGGGUAGACCAAACAGUUAAUUGGCUUCACACUCUCGAAACUCUUCCUUCUUUGACGAAUCUACAUUUAGGAUUAUGUACACUUCCUCAUUAUAAUCAACCAUCCUUUCUUAACUCAUCUCUCCUAACUCUUGAUCUUUCUCGAACGAACUAUUAUCCUUCAAUUUCUUUUGUCCCAGAGUGGGUGUUUGGACUAAAGAAACUUGUUUCUCUUACUUUAAGUUCUAACAAAUUUGAAGGCCCAAUUCCCAAUGGUUUUCAAAACCUCACACUUCUUGAAAAUCUAGACUUGUCUGGCAAUUCAUUCUCAUCUAUACCUGAUUGGUUUUAUGGUAAUUUUCGUCAUCUCAUGUUCUUGAACUUAAGGGACAACAAGUGGCAUGGUACUAUUUCUGAUGCCUUGGGAAAUAUGACUUCUUUGGUUGAACUUGAUUUGUCACACAAUCAACUUGAAGGUCCAAUUCCAACUUCUUUAGGUAAUCUCUGCAAAUUAAGGAAGAUAGAUUUCUCAUAUCUCAAACUAAACCAACAAGUUAAUAAAAUUUUGGAUAUUCUUACUCCUUGUAUUUCCCAUGGACUCACAACACUUCAAGUAAGAGGUUCUCAACUUUCAGGCCAUUUUACAGAUCAAUUCAAUGAUUUUAAAAGUAUUGUCACACUACAUUUGCAAGAGAACAAAAUUAGUGGUGAACUUCCAAGAUCAUUUGGAAAACUUUCAUCAUUGAGAUUUCUUGGUCUAUUGCAAAAUCAAUUUAGUGGACAUCCAUUUGAAAGUCUAAGAUCACUUUCUAAAUUGUCAUACCUUGACAUUAGUGACAAUCAUUUUGAAGGAGUUGUCACAGAAAAUCAUCUUGCAAAUCUUACCAGCUUGAUUGAAUUUCGUGCAUCAGGAAACAAUUUAACUUUAACAGUGGAUCCAAGUUGGCAUCCUACUUUUCAACUUACCCGUUUGGAUAUGAACUCUUGGCAAUUAGGUCCUAACUUUCCAUCAUGGAUUCAGUCACAAAACAAACUUCGUUAUUUAGCAAUGUCUAACACAGGGAUUUUAGGUUCUUUUCCCACUGGGUUUUGGGAAACAUUUUCUCAAGUUUCUUUUCUAAACCUUUCUCAUAAUCAUAUCUAUGGUGAGCUUGGGGCUACGUUAAGAAAUCCAAUAUCUGUCAUUGUUGUUGAUUUAAGUGCAAAUAAUUUAAGUGGCAAGUUACCCUUUCUUUCAAAUGAUGUGGUAUCACUAGAUCUUUCGAGCAAUUACUUCUCCCAAUCCAUGGAUGAUUUUUUAUGCAAAAGUCAAGAUUGGUCAAUGGAAUUAUCAUUUCUCAAUCUCGCAUCAAAUAAUUUGUUAGGAGAAAUACCCGAUUGUUGGGGAAUUUGGCCACAUCUAGUGGAUAUAAAUUUACAAAGCAACAGUUUUAUUGGGAACUUACCCCCAUCCAUAGGUUCCUUCAUGGGGCUGAAUGCUUUAAGCCUUCGUAACAACUCACUCUCUGGAACAUUUCCUAACAUUUUGAAGAAUACAAGUGAAUUGAAUUUGUUAGAUCUUGGGGAAAAUAAUUUUUCAGGAACAAUUCCAUCUUGGGUUGGAGAACGUCUUAUAUACAUGAAAGUUCUUAUCCUUCGAUCAAAUAGAUUUCUGGGUUACAUUCCUCAAAAAAUAUGUGAUAUGAGUUCUCUUCAGAUUUUGGACCUUGCACAAAACAAUUUGAUUGGAAACAUACCUACUUGUUUCAAUAGCUUGAAGGCCAUGACACAUAUGAAUACAAAUCCUCUUAUCCAAUAUUUUGCUGUUACUAAUACAUCUGAGUAUUCAUAUUAUAGUACAGCCAAGGUGCUCCUUUGGUUGAAAGGAAGAGGAGACGAGUACAGAAACAUUCUGGGAUUGGUAACGAGUAUUGAUUUGUCGAAUAACCAAUUAGUGGGUGAAAUACCAAGAGAAAUCACAAAUUUAAUUGGAUUGGAAUUUUUGAACUUGUCCCACAACCAAUUAAUUGGUCAUAUUCCUCAAAGCAUCGGUGAUAUGAGAUCAUUAUUGUCCAUCGAUUUCUCAAGAAAUCAACUUUUUGGUGAAAUCCCUCGAACUCUUUCAAAUUUGAACUUUCUGAGCAUGCUAGACUUAUCUUAUAAUCAUUUGAAGGGAAAAAUUCCAACAGGAACUCAAUUGCAAACCUUUGCUGCCUCCAAUUUUAUUGGCAACAAUCUCUGUGGCCCACCACUACUCAUCAACUGCACCUCCAAUGCAACUACUGAUAAUUUUGAUCACAAUGGCAAAGGAAGUGAUAGGCAUAAGGUGAAUUGGUUUUUUAUCAGUAUGACAAUUGGUUUUGUCAUGGGAUUUUGGAUAGUAAUUGGUCCUUUGUUCAUUUCAAGAUCAUGGCGUCAUACCUAUUUUCAUUUUCUUGAUAAUGUGUGGUUCAAACUUCAAUCUAUUUUCUGAUGCAUGCAAUAUCACUGUAUAAUAAUGUUGAGAAAUAAAGUUGUCAUGA
Messenger RNA from Vigna unguiculata (cowpea), 3203 nucleotides. Its product is annotated as receptor-like protein EIX1. Lineage: Eukaryota; Viridiplantae; Streptophyta; Magnoliopsida; Fabales; Fabaceae. Gene Ontology annotation, molecular function: protein binding. The record is from RefSeq and is a predicted model, not a curated record.